Sphenostylis stenocarpa is the source of this 1329-nucleotide messenger RNA. Lineage: Eukaryota; Viridiplantae; Streptophyta; Magnoliopsida; Fabales; Fabaceae. The record is from the annotation of a GenBank genome assembly.
AUGGAAGUUCAAUCAGAUCAGAAAUGCGUGGAGAAUGGUCCCUCUCGCAAUGCCAAAUGGUGGCACUCAACUUUUCACACUGUGACAGCCAUGAUUGGUGCUGGUGUUCUCAGCCUGCCCUAUGCCAUGGCAUACCUAGGAUGGGUGCCAGGGACCUUGAUUUUGUUGUUAACUUGGUGCCUGACCUUAAACUCAAUGUGGCAAAUGAUCCAACUCCAUGAGUGUGUUCCGGGAACCCGGUUUGAUCGUUACAUUGAUCUUGGUAGACAUGCUUUUGGACCAAAAUUAGGACCAUGGAUUGUGCUCCCCCAGCAACUGAUUGUCCAAGUUGGGUGUGAUAUUGUUUAUAUGGUCACUGGAGGGAAGUGCCUAAAGAAGUUCAUGGAGAUUGCAUGCACCAAUUGCACUCAACUCAAGCAGUCUUACUGGAUUGUCAUUUUUGGUGGCAUCCACUUUUUCCUGUCUCAGCUUCCCAAUUUCAAUUCUGUUGCAGGGGUUUCUCUAGCAGCUGCUGUGAUGUCACUAAGCUAUUCAACUAUAGCAUGGGUGGCAUGUGUGGCUAGAGGUCGUGUUGACAAUGUUAGCUAUGCAUACAAGCAAACCAGUUCUACUGACUUGAUGUUCCGAAUCUUCAAUGCACUUGGUCAAAUUUCAUUUGCAUUUGCUGGCCAUGCAGUGGCCCUUGAAAUUCAGGCCACCAUUCCAUCAACCCCUGAGAAGCCCUCAAAGAUACCAAUGUGGAGAGGUGCUAUUGGUGCAUAUUUCAUCAAUGCUAUUUGCUAUUUCCCACUUGCACUUGUAGGGUAUUGGACCUUUGGAAGAGAUGUUCAAGAUAACGUGCUUUUGGAAUUUGAAAAACCUGCAUGGCUCAUUGCCUCAGCUAACUUGAUGGUGUUCAUUCACGUUGUUGGUAGCUACCAGGUUUAUGCUAUGCCUGUUUUUGACUUGAUUGAGAGAUUGAUGGUCAAAAGAUUGAACUUCCCUCCAGGAUUAUCUCUUAGACUUGUCGCUAGAUCAGCUUUUGUAGCUUUUACAUUAUUCGCUGGGGUCACGUUCCCUUUCUUUGGUGAUCUUCUUGGGUUCUUUGGUGGCUUUGGUUUUGCCCCUACUUCAUACUUUCUUCCUAGUGUAAUGUGGCUGGUAAUCAAGAAGCCACAAAGAUUCAGCAUCAACUGGUUUAUCAAUUGGGGUUCAAUAUACAUUGGAGUGUGCAUAAUGUUGGCAUCUACUAUUGGUGGCUUAAGGAAUAUCGUUGCUGAUUCAUCUACUUAUAACCAGCUUGAGGCAGAAGAUGAAAUGAAGAAAGGGGAGACAAAUGAAACUGGGUAA